Protopolystoma xenopodis is the source of this 796-nucleotide messenger RNA. Lineage: Eukaryota; Metazoa; Platyhelminthes; Monogenea; Polystomatidea; Polystomatidae. The record is from the annotation of a GenBank genome assembly.
GUUAAAAUUAAGGAUAAAAAAUAUGACGAAAAUUGUUGGUAAGAUUGUGCAGAUUAUUUCGGCUGUGGUUGAUGUGCAGUUUAGUGGUAAUGGUAAUUUACCGAAAAUUCUUAAUGCUCUUGAGUGUGAUAAUAAAGGAGAGAAAGUAGUAUUGGAAGUAGCGCAGCAUAUAGGGGAUGAUAUUGCUAGAUGUAUAGCCAUGAGUCCAACAGAAGGGUUGUUAAGAGGACAAGAAGUGGUAGAUACGGGUAGUACUAUCAAUGUGCCUGUAGGUACUGAAACUCUUGGACGUAUAAUGAAUGUAAUUGGUAAGCCUAUUGAUGAAAAUGGUCCAAUUAAUUCAACUAAUUUUGCUUCAAUUUAUAGAUCAGCUCCAAAUUUUGUAGAUCAAUCAACUGAACAAAAUAUUUUAGUUACUGGCAUUAAGGUUAUUGAUCUGUUAGCUCCUUAUUCAAAAGGAGGGAAAAUAGGGUUAUUUGGUGGUGCUGGGGUAGGUAAAACCGUGUUAAUUAUGGAGCUUAUUAACAAUAUAGCUAAGGCCCAUGGGGGAUAUACGGUUUUUGCUGGAGUUGGAGAAAGAACUAGAGAAGGUAACGACCUUUAUCAUGAAAUGAUUGCCUCUGGAGUAAUUGAUCUAGCAACGCCAGAGAAGUCUAAAGUAGCUCUUGUUUAUGGGCAAAUGAAUGAACCCCCUGGAGCAAGAGCUAGAGUUGCGUUAACUGGUCUUACUAUAGCUGAAAGUUUUAGAGAUUUGGAUGGUGGGCAGGAUCUGGGUCUGAAGUAUCCGCCCUUUUAG